Theobroma umbraticum is the source of this 2222-nucleotide messenger RNA. RefSeq names its product ARM repeat superfamily protein. NCBI's taxonomy places the organism in Eukaryota, Viridiplantae, Streptophyta, Magnoliopsida, Malvales, Malvaceae. The record is from RefSeq and is a predicted model, not a curated record. Gene Ontology annotation, molecular function: protein binding.
UCCUCCAGUACACCUCUGCUCCGUCGCUUCCCAACACUCUUCACACUCUCUCUAGAGUCGUAGACUCUAAACCCUAAAGUCUUAUCUUUUUCUCUGCCUUUACAUUUUAUGCUCUGUUGGUCUCUUUUCCAUUUUCUCUCUCUUUCACUGCACAAACUUUCUAAUCAGCAGAAAAGAUAAUCAGGAAAGAAAAAUAAAAAGAGAGGAAAUAUUUGGUCUGAGCAGAGCCGCCAUGAAAGUACCAGAAACCGACCCGAUUUCUUUUUCGAAUCAUCUUUUGGCUUCCCUUUCGGAACAAAUCCGAAACAUCAACAAUUUCAAAGGCAAAUGGGCUUUGAUCAAAUCCAAGCUUUCUGGUCUCCAGGCUCAACUCGCUGACUUCUCCGACUGUCCCGCUUCUUCCUCUAACCCUCUCGCCGUCGACCUACUUUAUUCCAUCACCCAAACCUUGAACGACGCCACCUCGCUUUCCCAGAAAUGUCAGCUCGCCGAUUUGACUGAGGGAAAACUCAAGACCCAGAGCGACAUCGACGCCGUUUUGGCUAAACUAGAUCGACACAUCAAAGAUAGCGAGAUUUUGAUUCGGAGUGGAGUCCUACAAGACGGCACCGUCUCAACUUCUUCGUCAAAGAAAGAAACAGUACGAGUCGAGUCUAGAAACUUGAUUACUCGUUUACAAAUCGGAACCACCGAGUCUAAAAACUCGGCCAUGGACUUGCUUUUAGGAUUACUCCAAGAGGACGACAAAAACGUGAUGAUAGCCGUGGCGCAGGGGGUGGUUCCCGUGCUCGUGCGCUUACUGGAUACGAGCUCUUUAGAAAUGAAAGAAAAGACUGUUGCCGCUAUCUCGAGGGUGUCAACGGUGGAGUCAAGCAAACACGUGUUGAUCGCUGAAGGGCUGUUGCUUUUGAACCAUCUGCUUCGCGUUCUUGAAUCCGGAAGCGGUUUCGCAAAGGAAAAAGCUUGCAUUGCUUUACAAGCUUUAAGUUUUUCAAAAGAAAACGCCAGAGCAAUUGGUUCCAGAGGUGGGAUUUCGUCUCUCUUAGAGAUUUGCCAAGCUGGCACUCCGGGAUCUCAAGCUUUUGCAGCCGGGGUUUUGAAAAACUUAGCUUCUGUUGAUGAAAUUAAAGAGAAUUUUAUUGAAGAAAACGCGGUGUUUGUUUUAAUCGGGCUUGCAGCUUCAGGGACUGCCUUAGCACAAGAAAAUUCGAUUGGGUGUUUGUGUAAUUUGGUUUCUGAUGAUGAAAAUUUGAAGCUUUUGAUCGUUAAGGAAGGUGGGAUUGAAUGUUUGAAGAAUUUCUGGGAUUCAUCUCCAAACCCAAAAAGUCUUGAAGUUGCUGUCGAGUUAGUUAGGCACUUAGCUUCUUGUUCCCCUAUAGCAGAAGCUCUGGUUGCUGAUGGUUUCGUUGCCCGGCUCGUGGCUGUUUUGAACUGUGGGGUUUUAGGGGUAAGAAUUGCGGCUGCUAGAUCUGUUUAUGAGCUUGGCUUUAACUCGAAAUCAAGGAAAGAAAUGGGUGAAUGUGGUUGUACCGUGGCAUUGAUUAAAAUGAUGGACGGCAAGGCUGUUGAAGAAAAAGAAGCUGCUGCAAUGGCACUGUCCACGCUUAUGUUGUACGCCGGUAACAGAAAGGUUUUUCGAAAAGAUGAAAGAGGAAUUGUAAAUGCGGUGCAGUUGUUGGAUCCUUUGAUACAGAAUUUGGAUAAAAAAUACCCUGUUUUGAUCUUGUCAGAGCUUGUACAUUCCAAGAAAUGUAGGAAGCAAAUGGUUGCCGCUGGUGCUUGUGUGUACUUGCAGAAACUUGUUGAGAUGAAUGUUGAAGGGGCUAAGAAGCUAUUGGAGAGUCUUAGUAGGGGUAAGAUUUGGGGUGUUUUCGCCAGACCAUAGCAACGGAAGAUAUCUGCAAAAUGAGGGCAUUUAACUGUAUGUACAAUAGUUGUGUUUUUACUUUGAUUUCUUGUUUUUUUUCUUUAGUGUUCUUGUUCAUAGUGGAUGUUGAUUUGUUUAGAGUUAGAGUAUAUCUUUAGUGUAAUUGCUGGUGGAGAAAACUUUCUUUUUAGUGUAGAGACAUAAUCUUGGUUUGGUGACCUAUUUAGAGCGGUGUUCAAUUUUUAUUACCCGAAAUUCAAUGAUUUCGCAUUUUGCAGCUCUGUCAUGUAUGAACUCAUGGUUCUGUUUUUACAAUUUUCUGGAGUUUUUAUUGACUUCACAAAGAGGUUGUUGA